GAAAAAGACUGCUUUACGGCAGGCGUGUAUAUAUGGAGAGCUGUUGCUAGACGAAUAGCUAACUGCUCAGUGUUGUGGGCUCUUUUUCAUUUCCAAACCAAACGGAGUUAAGACUUAUAACCUGCACAAAUGGAUGUCGGAGAGCUCCUGAACUAUCAGCCUGAUAGAGGAGCAAAGCGUCCCAGGGAGGAGGAUGGAGGGUCAGCAGGAGCAGAGGAGGACUUGAGGGGAGGGAAGCAGCAGAAAGGACUGGCCAGGUAUCGGGAGGCAGCAGCAGGUGUAGGAAUAGAAACAGGAAUUGAUAUCAGAGAGAAUGAAGAGCUGACUGGGGACAAGAAGAAGAUCCUGGAGAGACUGAUGGACCAGGAUGAAGAAGAACUCGAGGCAGAGCCGGUCGAUGAGAGCUCAGUGAAGAAAAUGAUCUUGACCUUUGAAAAAAGGUCGUACAAAAACCAGGAACUGAGGAUUAAGUUUCCAGACAAUCCAGAGAAGUUCAUGGAGUCAGAGCUGGAUCUGAAUGACAUUAUCCAGGAAAUGCACGUGAUUGCCACGAUGCCAGAUCUGUACCACCUGCUGGUGGAGCUCAACGCUGUCCACUCACUGCUGGGUCUCCUUAGUCAUGAAAACACUGAUGUGGCCAUAGCUGUGGUGGACCUGCUGCAAGAGCUGACAGAUAUCGACACACUCCAUGAGAGUGAGGAGGGUGCUGAGGUGCUCAUAGAUGCUCUGUUGGAGGGUCAGGUGGUGGCCUUGCUGGUGCAGAACAUGGAGCGGCUGGAUGAGCAGGUGAAAGAAGAGGCUGAUGGCAUCUAUAACACACUGGCUAUCACAGAAAAUAUGGCUGAAUUCAGACCAGGCCUGUGCACCGAGGCAGCCCAGCAGGGACUUAUGCAGUGGCUGCUCAAGAGAAUCAAGGCAAAGAUGCCGUUUGAUGCUAACAAGCUGUACUGCAGUGAAAUUCUGGCCAUCUUGCUGCAAAACAAUGACAAUACCAGAGAGCUGCUGGGUGAGAUGGAUGGCAUUGACGUGUUACUGCAGCAACUAUCUGUGUUCAAACGCCACAACCCUUCGACAGCUGAAGAACAGGAAAUGAUGGAGAACUUGUUUGACGGUCUAUGUUCUUGUCUCAUGCUUCCCACCAAUCGGGACCGCUUUCUCAGAGGAGAAGGGCUUCAGCUAAUGAAUCUCAUGCUGAGAGAAAAGAAAAUGUCUCGAACCAGUGCUCUGAAGGUCCUGGACCAUGGGAUGAUUGGACCAGAGGGAGCAGAUAACUGCCACAAGUUUGUGGACAUCUUGGGCUUGAGAACCAUCUUUCCUCUUUUCAUGAAAACCCCCAAGAAAAUGAAGAAAACUGGUGCUUCAGAGAAAGAACAUGAAGAGCAUGUCUGCUCCAUCAUCGCUUCCAUGCUGAGAAAUCUCAAGUCCCAACAGAGAAGCAGACUCCUCAACAAGUUCACAGAGAACGACUGUGAGAAGGUUGAUCGAUUGAUGGAGUUGCAUUUUAAGUACCUGGAGGCUGUUCAACAGGCUGACAAGAGGAUCGAAGGGGAGAAACAUGAGAUGGUUCGUCAGGGGGAGAUCCUGGAUGACAGCAUGGAGGAUGAGUUCUACCUUCGCCGCCUGGACGCCGGACUAUUUGUCCUUCAGUUGAUCUGCUACAUUAUGGUGGAGAUCAGCAACUCGGGGAUCUCACAGCUGCAGCAGAGAGUCCAUCAGAUUCUCAACCUUAGAGGAGGCUCGGUCAAAGUGGUGCGCCACAUCAUGAGAGAGUACGCUGAGAGCAUUGGAGAUGGCAAGAGUGACGAGUUCAAAGAAGCCGAGCGGAAAAGGAUCAUGGACCUUGUUGACAAUUUCUAAUCUCGCUGUUGCUCUUUCUCUCUCUCUCACACACACACACACACACACACACACACACACACACACACACACACACACACACACACUCAAAUACAAAUGAUAUGUCCUUACACGUGGGACUGAUAAAGGCACAGAAGUACUGCUAAAGCUGAUUGGACUAAAAGCAAUCCUUCCUUAGUGACUUAUUUCUAUGCUUUUGUAAAAAUGUAGUAACACAUUGUACCUUAGAACUUUUACUUAGGGGAAAAGAAAGCUAAAUUCAGAUCUGAGAAACUGAUGAAAUAACUUUAAACUUUCAUUAUUUAAUUGUUAUUGGUCCAAUGAAAACGGUCUGUGUGCAUCAGGGAAAUGCUUGCUGUAGAAACAGAGGGAGCAGGAAAGUGUAUCUCGACAGAAGCCCACAGCCAACGUGAGAUGUUCUCGGAGCGACAGCGCUGUUUAUUUUCUGUUGUGUGGUGUUGAACACUGCAGGAUAAUUGUGGACACUUUGCAGAGAUCUGAAAACUCAAUAUCUCUCCCUCGGCUCCCCUACUUUACCUGCUCUGUUUGUUUUGGAUUUAGGUGUAUAAUAUUUUCUAAUAAAACAUUUGGUAAUAAAAUCCUGA
This is a messenger RNA of Amphiprion ocellaris (clown anemonefish), 2462 nucleotides long. It is a transcript of the gene ctnnbl1, whose product is annotated as catenin, beta like 1. The record is from RefSeq and is a predicted model, not a curated record. Gene Ontology annotation, cellular component: spliceosomal complex. Lineage: Eukaryota; Metazoa; Chordata; Actinopteri; Pomacentridae. Bases 130 to 1857 code for a protein of 575 amino acids. The transcript is spliced from 16 exons.